UAACUCUCCAGGACUCAUGUCUGUCUGACACAACGGAACACUGGGAUUUUAUUUAGAUUGUUCUGAAAUAUCAGGGUGUUAAACCAACCAAUAUAAGACAAAAAAACAAGUGACACCGUGUGAGAAAAUGGCUUCUAGUUCGUCUCUCCCAGAGGAGGAUUUCUCCUGUACGGUGUGCCUUGACAUCUUUAAGGAUCCUGUCAUCUUGUCAUGCAGCCACAGCUUCUGCCAAGCCUGUCUAAAGGAAUGCUGGAAAGACAAGGAAUCUCGGGAAUGUCCAUUUUGCAGGAGAAGAUCGUCUAAGGAUCAUCCCCAUUCAAACCUCUCUCUAAAGAACCUGUGUGAGGCCUUACGGGAAAGGACACAGACAGAUCCGAAAAGUCCAACCACAGAGUCCAAGGUGCUCUGCAGUCUGCACAGUGAGAAAUUCAGGCUGUUCUGUCUGGAGGAUAAAGAGCCCAUCUGUUUGGUGUGUCAGGUCUCAAAGAAACAUAAAGCUCAUGACUGCAUCCCUGUAGAUGAGGCUGUACAGGAUCACAAGGAGGAACUCCAGACUGACCUGAAGCCCUUACAGGAGAAGCUGAAGGUCUUUAAUGAAGUCAAACAAACCUGUGAUCAAACAGCAGUGCACAUUAAGAGCCAGGCCCAGCACACAGAGAAGCAGAUUAAGAAGGAGUUUGAGAAACUUCACCAGUUUCUACGAGAGGAAGAGGAGGCCAGGAUAGCUGCUCUGAAAGAGGAAGAGAAACAGAAGAGUCAGAAGAUGAAGGAGAAGAUUGAGCAGAUGAACAGAGAGAUUUCAUCACUUUCAGACACAAUCAGAGCCAUAGAGGGGGAGCUGAAAGAUGAAGACAUCUCAUUCCUGCAGAACUUCAAGACCAUGAAGGAAAGAGCCCAGUGCACAAUGCCGGAUCCACAACUGGAGUCAGGGGCGCUGAUAGACGUGGCCAAACACCUGGGCAACCUGAAGUUCAGAGUCUGGGAGAAGAUGCAGGGCAUCGUCAAACACACUCCUGUGAUUCUGGACCCCAACACUGCAUCCCCCUGGCUCUCUCCGUCUGAUGAUCUGACAAGUGUGAGUAAGACUGGCCCAAAGCAGCAGCUCCCUGAAAACCCAGAAAGAUUCACAAUGUACACAUCUAUUCUGGGCUCUAAGGGGUUCAGCUCAGGUAAACACAGCUGGGAGGUGAAGGUGUGGGACCAUCCUUUCUGGGUUAUGGGCGUGGCUAAAGAGUCAGUUGACAAGAAAGGGGAGCAGAAUGCAUCACCAGAGUAUGGAAUCUGGGUUAUAGUGAAAAGGAGUGGUGAGUAUAGUAAUGUAAUGGGAGAGACCCUCCUCCUGAAGAGGAUACCCCAGAGGAUCAGAGUGCAGCUGGACUACGACCGGGGGGAGGUGUCCUUCUACGACUCCAAAGACAUGACACUCAUCUACACUCAUAAAGACACAUUCACUGAGACGCUCUACCCAUACUUCUCUAUUGGAUCAUCUGGUGAUGCCAAAAGCACUGGUGUACAGAUCUGCCAAUCAGAGGUGUUUCUGACAGUGAAGUCAUCCCAAUGAAGUUGUGUGUGUGUGUGUCUGUGUCUCUCUCUCUCUCUCUCUGUGUGUGUGUGUGAGACCGAGAGAGAGAAACAUUAGUCAACUAUACUCAUACUUUUUAUUCUAAAUGUGCCUCAUCAGCAACUUGCAGCCUUUUUCCACAAAUUCUCUGUCCCUCCCCAGGGCUCACCAUCUAGUCAGUGAUAAACUAAUAUGGACAGGGCCGUAACUACAUAUGAGGACACCUAGGUCCGGACCUCUGUCAUUUUUUCUAAUGAAAAAACUUUUGGGGUCUCAACUUACUGUUGAGAGUUAGAAUAGUAGAAUACACAAGGUGACAUUUAGAUACGUACUGUAGUUGUGCAUCAGCAGUUUUCAUCCUGUUAUAUGUCACUCACUGACAGUCACUCAAUUAGCCCGUGUCAGUUAAAAAUGUUUUGAUUGGUAAAUUAGUCUACUUAGUCUCGUCAGCUAUCUAAACUUGUUGACAUCUUGGCCGACUUGCUGACCGGGUAUGCAGUGCACAUGCCCAGGGGCCCUGUCCUACAGGGGGCCCCAAUUGAUUUUGCAGUCACUUUCACUCAGAUAUCAUAUUAACAUUGAAUAAUUCAUCGCUAAAUGUGUAGAAUUGCAGGAAAUGUGCUUUAAACUACCAAAAUGUCUCCCCAUCCCAUGGCAAAAUGUGUAGAGUUGCAGGAAAUUAGCUGUAAAACUACAAAAUAAUUGUUUUGUAAAGCAAACUUAUGUUUUCUUUUUGUUAAUAAAAAACAUUUUCUGUUAACAGA
Messenger RNA from Coregonus clupeaformis (lake whitefish), 2325 nucleotides. Its product is annotated as E3 ubiquitin-protein ligase TRIM35-like. Lineage: Eukaryota; Metazoa; Chordata; Actinopteri; Salmoniformes; Salmonidae. Gene Ontology annotation, molecular function: zinc ion binding; protein binding. The coding region runs from base 128 to 1561 and encodes 477 amino acids. The transcript is spliced from 7 exons. The record is from RefSeq and is a predicted model, not a curated record.